AAACAAACAAAAAAACAUUCAGCUAAAUUUGAAGAAUUAUGGUUUAGUUUGUUAUCUUUCGGGUGUAGUGUGAAAAGGUGUUUCAUGUGAUGCGAUGGGUUACUCUAUUGCUAUGGCAACAGCUAACGGUCGCAUAAGAUGAACAGAUAGACUGCAAUGAUGCCAAAUGCCGAAUCCUUUCGUCUCACAGGUGACAAGGAAAAGCCCGUGGUAGUAACACAUCAUGUCUAUAACAGCCAAACGAUGUGGGAUUAAGUUUGAUCCACCUUCAGUAAUCCUCAUAUAUGAAAAUGAACAUAUAAACAAGUUGCGUAAACGAGUAAUGCCAGUGAGGAGCUUUUCACAAUACUCAGACUGCAGGAGGGCUGCAGAGAGACUGAAGCAUCAUCCUCGUCAUGGACAUUACCUGGACUCAGUGUCACUGGAGCAGCUGGUGAGGUUACACACGGUACUCCGGGAUCACCUGCGAGGUCUCAGUGUGGAGGAGAGUCUGAGAGAACAACGCCGCUCUCAUACAGACGACGAAGAUCUCAACAAGGUCAGUGACGAGGAACUGAAGCGACGCAAAGCAGAGAUGGACAUUCUGUUCGAGCUCAACCGGCGCCGCAAAGACGAACCAGACUUUGUAUAUGACCUCGAGGUGGAAUUUCCUGAAAACAGCGUACGGGAAACCUGCAGCUGGGACCAAUCUGAUGAAGAGUUUUGAGGAGUAUGUAGUAGUACAGCUCCAGGGUCUCGUAUGAAGUUUCAUGUAUUUUUGAUGUAUCGUGGCCAUGGGGGUUUCCACAGAGUUCUUCAGUUUCCUUCUACCUCCCAAAAACAUGCCCGUAGGUGGCUAGUUAAAUAUUUAUUUUUUAAAUAUUAUGUAACAUCUAUUCCACAUAUCUGUUAAAUAUCAUAACAAAUAGCACAGAAACAAAACUGGAUGAUCUAAUAAAGUGAAAUAUUCAGGUAGUACAACAGCAGUGUAGCUUCAACGACAAACUGCUUAAGCACACAUUGAUUCUUUUGUCAGCUUUUCAAAACUUUUUUUUUUACUACUGAAAACAAUAAGAUGCUGUAUUUAUACAAAAAAGGCAGGCAAGAGCACAGGAACAGCAGCACAUACAUUUAAUAAAUCCAGAUUUUAUGAAGAUGCAAAGAAGUGCCUCAAAUCCUACACAAAAGAGACAGAUAUGUAACAACUAAUAAAUUUAACCUUAAACCUCAUUUUCCAAUUAGAGUUUUAGUUCAGUUAUAGAAGAUAAAAUUCAUGCUGCAGAACAUUUUUACACUUUACCAGCAUGUGAACUGUAGGGAUGCAAUCAAACACUUUGCUUAGUUUACUUUAAACUCAUUUACAAAGUAAUAAAGCAUCUCAUAGGGGUACUAAUUAAGUGACUUCAUUUAUGAUCAACAUACAAACAUCACAAUUAACCCAUCAAAGAUGAUUUGCAUUUAAACUGAAAAAUCUUUGUGGAUUUUUUUUUUUUUGGUCCUCUAUUUCAUUGAGGAGCGAGUUGUUUCGUUUAGGACACAUGCACAGCCAGAGGAUUCUUAAUGACAUUUCCUGGUGGAGGAAAUGUCAGAUUCUGUCCAAAGCAGCAGUCGAUAGAACACACAUAACACAGAUGAGCUGGUGUUCAUCUGGAUGGAGUUACAGAAGUAGUCACAUCAAAAUUUGAGAGCAAGUAAAAUCACCUUUUUCCUCUAAAGUUACAACAUCCAGCAGGACAGCUGCACACAGCAUCUUUGACAUUUAACAUUUAAAAUAAAAUAAUUUUGAAUGAU
Molecule: messenger RNA, 1770 nt
Organism: Tachysurus vachellii
Lineage: Eukaryota; Metazoa; Chordata; Actinopteri; Siluriformes; Bagridae
Gene: cep19
Product: centrosomal protein 19
Exons: 3
Coding region: 224-706 (160 amino acids)
Biological process (GO): trans-Golgi to periciliary membrane compartment transport; microtubule anchoring at centrosome
Cellular component (GO): spindle pole; centrosome; centriole
Source: RefSeq, a predicted model, not a curated record